UGCUCCAGCGCGCUCUCACCUGCUGAUACCAUCCACCCAACAGCAGAUGUGACUCACAGGCUCAGACGUGAUAACAGACAGUAGCCAGACGGUUGAAAACCUCAGCUUUGGAGAUUUUUAUCAACAGGGAUCAACCUUCACCUGGACGAGUUUAUUUUGCUUUGGAUUAUCUGUGUUUCCAUGUUUAAAGCAGAAAGCUACAUGACUGACGGAGGUUUGGGUCUGUACACACGGCGCCUGAACCGCCUGCCCGACAGCAUGGCCGCCGUCCGAGAGACGCUCCAUCGGAAAACGUCGACAGGGCAGGGAGAUGCUGACAGCUGGGAUGACAGCAGUUCAGUGAGCAGCGGCAUCAGCGACAACAUCGACACAGAUGACAUCAACACCAGCUCCUCCAUCUCCUCCUACGCCAACACGCCAGCGGCACAGCGCAAGGGCCUCAACGCACAGCCUGUGACGGAUGCAGAGAAGCACUCGGCCUCCACAGUGCUGCACCAGGCCUGGUCAGGAGACGAGGUGAAGAGGCCAGACGGAGGGUCAGACAGUGGGGUCAGGAUGGAGCCGGGCUCCAAGUGGAGCCGCAGGAACCCCUCCGACAUUUCCGACGAGUCCGACAAGGGUGGCUCGGGGAGGAAGACCCCCUCUGUGUCCCACACUGGCUCCUGGAGGAGAGGCAUGAGCACUCAGGUCGGGGUGACGUCCCCUCGGACUAAGAGCACCAGCAGCACAGGCUCAACGGGCUCCAUCAGCCUCAAGAGCCACAGCUCAGGUAAGACGGAUGACGUCAAGGUGUCGGAGAAAGGAGGCGUCGCCCCUCGUCCUAACGGCCUCCACCGCUCGCCCUCGGACGCAGGACGCAGCAGCGGCGAUGAGGCGAAGAAACAUUCCAUCUCCAGCAGCCGCACGGCAACAACGAAUGCCCUCACCCACACCGUCUCAGAGCCACACUCACAGACACACACACUUGCCUCGCGCACCCCGACCAGCACCUUCGGCUUCAAGAAGCAGGGCCAUGGGAUGGUAACCAUGGUUACAGCCAGUGGGGCCACCAUCACCAGUGGUUCAGCCACCCUGGGGAAGAUGCCCAAAUCUGGGGCGCGCUCUCUGGCAGGAGGCCUCAAAGCCAGUGGGCAGGACGGUGGUUCGGCCCUGGGUCACCACGACGAUGGCUUCCUUUCCAUGAGCGCCCGCUCCACUCUGCAGUACCGCAGCCUGCCGAGGCCCAGCCGCUCAGGAGCCGCUGCCCGCAACGGAAAUCGCUCGUCCACCAGCAGCAUCGAGGCCGCUGUGCUCUCCGUGACAUCACACGGUAAAAACUCCAUCAGCCUCGCCAAGGCCAACGGCUCGGGAGGCCUCCUGCCCAAUCAGACGGAUCGGGAGAAGGGAGUCUCGGAGAUCGACAACCUGAGGAGCGGAGUCGCGAUGCAGAGCGGGGGAGCAGCGACUGUUCCUCUGACUGGAAGACAGCAGGUUUCUUCACCCACGCUUCGCAGGUUGUUUGGUGGGAAGCCCGGUAAACAGGCUCCGGUCACGACGGCCGAGAACAUGAAGAACUCCACCGUUAUCUCCAACCCCCACGCUACCAUGAACCACGUGGCCACGGUGCUGGAGUCCCCCGAUGGAGGGUUGGGAGGCGUCGACAGCGAGACCAGCAGCCCCCUGUUCGGAGGCAGGGCGUUGGGAUCGGGGAUGGGGACGCUGGGCAGCGAGCAGGCCUCCAGCCCCGGCUCAGUCUACUCCUCCACCGGCCCCUCCAACAGCCUGACGUGGGGCACCACCUUAAGCAGCUCCUCCGCCCAGAGCAGAGAGAGCACGCUGGGCGGACACGGCGGGACGGGCAGCAUGGGCUACCCCUCCGUCAGCAGCAUGCACACCAGCAGCGAGUCCAUUGACAUGAGUCUGGGCAGCGCCGGAGGAGGUGCCGGCCACGGGACCCACAGGGAGGACACCCUGUCCGCGCUGGGACGCACCGGCAGCGUCAAGACGGGCAUGUCUGAGAGUCCCCUCUCCUCCCCCUCCGCUAGCCCUAUAUUCAGCCGAAACACGCUCCCUCGGAAGCAGGACAG
Paralichthys olivaceus (Japanese flounder) is the source of this 2066-nucleotide messenger RNA. Lineage: Eukaryota; Metazoa; Chordata; Actinopteri; Pleuronectiformes; Paralichthyidae. The record is from RefSeq and is a predicted model, not a curated record.